GUUAUGUACGAUAAAUUGAAACGACGAUCAUUGGUUCCAGCGAUACAACAAACCGUUAAUAAUACCACUGGUAUUGGUCCUAUUGGCGUAGGUUCAAGACAAAGUAGUGCCUACGCUUCUGGUAUACAACGCCAACAUACUUGGAAUGGUAACAAUGGUCAAGAAAACAACGUUCAUAUGACCCAACAAUUACCAAUACCGCAACAAGACUAUUCGGCAAUGCGUGAACAAACUCCAUUUUCUUCUAGUAGUGGAAAACGGAUGACCGAUGGUAACGAAAUGAAUCCUAAUUUUCAACAAAAAG
Molecule: messenger RNA, 304 nt
Organism: Racocetra persica
Lineage: Eukaryota; Fungi; Glomeromycota; Glomeromycetes; Diversisporales; Gigasporaceae
Source: the annotation of a GenBank genome assembly